UUAUUAUUGUCAUCAUUUUAAUAUGUGGAAAAUAGUUCAGAGAAGUCUAGUAACUUACCCAUGCGUAUUCAUUGCAGAUACCAGUUUCCAUUCCUGAUGUUCUUAAGGGUCAACAUCUGAUUGCUUGUUUUAGAACCGUCCCCUCCUUAUGACCACCAUAUCUUGAAAGAGCACAUAUUUUGUGCACAAAGAUGUUGUUUCCUAAGGAGGGCUUUUUAGCUCAUUGACUAAUGUUUGUUUCUAGACAUGGUCCCAUCUGGACGAGGAUCUCCAGGAGCUUGGCAGACAGCUAGAGGCGGUGGAAAGCAGCAUUCCAAGCGUGGGCCUGGUGGAGGAGAGUGAGGACAGGCUCAUGGAACGGACAAGCCUCUACCAGCAUUUAAAAUCCAACCUUAAUGAAUAUCAGCCCAAAUUAUAUCAAGUAUUAGAUGAUGGAAAACGACUCCUAAUGACUGUCAGCUGCUCAGAUCUAGAAAGCCAGCUAAAUCAACUUGGAGAGGGCUGGCUGAACAAUACCAACAAAGUGUCUAAGGAACUUCACAGAUUGGAAACAAUAUUGAAACACUGGACCAGGUAUCAAAGUGAAUCUGCAGAUCUAAUUCACUGGUUACAAUCUGCAAAAGACAGGCUGGCAUUUUGGACUCAGCAAUCCGUGACAGUCCCACAAGAACUAGAAAUGGUCCGUGAUCAUCUCAAUGCAUUCCUGGGGUUUUCUAAAGAAGUGGAUGCGAAAUCUUCCUUGAAAUCAUCUGUUCUGAGCACUGGAAAUCAGCUUCUCCGAUUAAAGAAAGUGGACACGGCUGCCCUGCGUUCCGAGCUGUCCCACUUUGACAGCCAGUGGACUGACCUUCUGACCAGCAUCCCAGCUGUACAGGAGAAGCUCCACCAGCUCCAAAUGGACAAGCUGCCUUCCCGCCAUGCUAUUUCUGAGGUCAUGAGUUGGAUUGCUCUGAUGGAAAGUGUUAUCCAAAAGGAUGAAGAGGAGAUAAAAAAUGCCAUAGGUUACAAGGCAAUUCAUGAAUACCUUCAGAAAUAUAAGGGCUUUAAGAUAGACAUCAGCUGCAAGCAGUUGACCGUGGACUUUGUGAACCAGUCCGUGCUGCAGAUCAGCAGUCAGGACGUGGAAAGCAAGCGAAGUGACAAGACUGAUUUUGCUGAGCGACUGGGGACGAUGAAUAAGAGUUGGCAACUCUUGCAAGGUGUGGUGGCUGAGAAGAUCCAGCUGUUGGAAGGCUUACUGGAGUCUUGGUCAGAAUAUGAAAAUAAUGUGCAGUGUCUGAAAACCUGGUUUGAAACUCAGGAAAGGCGAUUGAAACAGCAGCAUCGCAUCGGAGACCAGGCCUCCGUUCAGAACAUGCUGAAAGACUGCCAGGACCUGGAAGAUUUGAUUAAAGCAAAAGAAAAAGAAGUGGAGAAAAUUGAGCAGAAUGGACUUGCUUUGAUUCAGAACAAGAAAGAAGAAGUCUCUGCCAUUGUCAUGGGCACGCUGCAGGAGCUCAGCCAAGCCUGGGCAAAUUUGGACCACAUGGUGGGACAGUUGAAGGCACUGCUGAAGUCAGUGCUUGACCAAUGGAGCAGUCACAAGGUGGCCUCUGAUGAGAUAAACAGCUACCUGAUGGAGGCCAGGUAUUCUCUGUCCCGAUUCCGUCUGCUCACUGGGUCCUCAGAAGCUGUACAAGUUCAGGUAGACAACCUUCAGGUAAGAAAUGGAUUUAAUGCAUCCUUCAUUCUUUUAAAUUGGAGAAUAUGGAAAAAUUAGCAAGGAAACCCCUCAUCCUGAAAUAGUGCCAUCUACUGUUUACAUUGAAUUCUUUUUCAAAUCCUUAAUUUUACUUGCUUUAUUGUAACCGAAUCAAAUACUGGUGGCUACCAAAUUCGGGAUUAUCUGGUCC
Molecule: messenger RNA, 1892 nt
Organism: Castor canadensis (American beaver)
Lineage: Eukaryota; Metazoa; Chordata; Mammalia; Rodentia; Castoridae
Source: RefSeq, a predicted model, not a curated record